Molecule: messenger RNA, 675 nt
Organism: Monoraphidium neglectum
Lineage: Eukaryota; Viridiplantae; Chlorophyta; Chlorophyceae; Sphaeropleales; Selenastraceae
Exons: 3
Coding region: 1-675 (224 amino acids)
Source: RefSeq, a predicted model, not a curated record
AUGGAGCUGUUGCUGCCGCUCGCGGCUUUCGCAGCAGACACCGUCGCCAACGCGCGGCUCGUCGUGCUCUGGGGCCUCUCCCCGCCGUCGCCGCGGCUGUGGCCGUCGUACGCGCUGCUGGCGCUGCUGCUGCUGCCGCACGCGUGCGUCGCGCUCGUGGAGCUCCUGCGCGUGCUGCUUGCCGCCGCCGCGCUGCCCGCGGCGCUGCGCGCAUCGGCGCCGGCGGCGCCGGCCGAGCAGCAGCUCGCGGCCGCGUGCGGGUGGGUGAUGGCGGCGCCGUGGUGGGCGGCGGUGCCCGCGCUGCUGCUGCUGACAGGCCCAUGCCUGGUGGUCCUCAGUGUGGCGCUGCCGCUGACGCUGCCUCUGCACCUUCUGGGUCUGACCGGCCACGGCGCGGCGCAGCGAUACGUGGAGCUGCUGCAGGCCUGCUCGGCGGCGACCCUGGCGCCCUGCUCGGCCGUCAUCCUGACCGGCCUGCUGCUGGCCGGCAACAGCCCAGACACGCCGCUGCUGACGCCGACCCUGUACUGGGUGGUGCUGCUGGCCGCCAUGUGUGACAUGGCCGCGGCCCUGCACCUGGCGCUGCGGCGCGCCAGGGAGGAACGGCUGCGCGACGAGCGGCGGCGGCACCGCCUGGCCGCGGCGGCGGCCGGGGCGGCGGCGACAGAGCCGUGA